Molecule: messenger RNA, 1059 nt
Organism: Phytophthora infestans T30-4
Lineage: Eukaryota; Oomycota; Peronosporomycetes; Peronosporales; Peronosporaceae
Exons: 7
Coding region: 1-1059 (352 amino acids)
Source: RefSeq, a predicted model, not a curated record
AUGGUCGCGUUCGCUCGCGACGACGACUACGUUGAUGACUCCUUUACGACGAACAAUGACGUGGCGAAUGAGGAGGAAUACAUGAAAGGCCUCGAAGAAGAAAACAGCGAUGACGACAUUACCAGCCCUGGUUACUCUAGAGUCACGGCCACUAACCAGAAGGACGCGAAGAGCGCUGCAACGAAUGAAGAGGGUGCGAUAGGGAGUGCGGUUGAAAAGGGCGAGGCUACGUCUAAGAAGGACGCAGAUAUUGGUGAGAAGGAGUUGGAAAAUGAUAUCGAUUGUCGUGUGACGGGUGUGGAGAUAAAAGAAGGCACGGACAUGCCUAACACGGUGAAUGGGGAUGAGGACGAUGCCGUGGAUAACAUUUUGACGGAUACGCCUGUGGACGCAGGCGUAAAGGCCACUGGCACGGCAGAGGCCCGCACGCCAGUGUCCUCGGCACAAGAUGGUGACGAUGACACGGUUGCGGGUGGGGACGCCUAUAUCCUUCAGUUUGUUCGGGCCGCUCGAACCGAUGCUGAGCUGGAGCGAGUUAAGCACAAGAGGCGAAAUGAGUCACCGCGUGAGAGAUCGAUUCGCACUGAAGAAGAUAGUGAGGAUUGUCGUCCACUCAAGCGCACCCGUACUAGUAUCACAAACUCCGUUACGACCGCGAGUGCUGUCAGGCAACAGCGAGCCCGGCGUCGUACAAAAACAUUUGAAGCGCGUGAGAAGAUUAGCAUGUCGCUUCAAGCAGUCGUUAACACUAAACGAGGCCUGCCCAAGAAGUCGUUCAAGAGCUGGGAGGUAUUCGAGGAAGUACUUAAGCGUUACGAGGCCGAAUACUUCCUCCAUUUUCGCGUCCGAAGCUCCGAAGCCAGGCGCAAAAACAACAGGUUGUCAAGCAUGGCACUGCUGCGUGAGGUGUUUACGUGGACCCAGAAACUGAGAUAUCUACUCUCAAUCACGAGACGAACAAGCAUAUUUUUCGACUCCAACCGUGGAGCAAAGUACAUGUCCAUUCCGGCCAAGGCAGUCUCGAUGUUACAACUGCCACCGGUGGAGGAUUUCCCGUGA